This is a messenger RNA of Penicillium manginii, 1068 nucleotides long. Its product is annotated as non-structural maintenance of chromosomes element 1 family protein. Gene Ontology annotation, molecular function: ubiquitin-protein transferase activity. NCBI's taxonomy places the organism in Eukaryota, Fungi, Ascomycota, Eurotiomycetes, Eurotiales, Aspergillaceae. Gene Ontology annotation, cellular component: Smc5-Smc6 complex; nucleus. The transcript has 3 exons. The record is from RefSeq and is a predicted model, not a curated record. Bases 1 to 1068 code for a protein of 355 amino acids. Gene Ontology annotation, biological process: DNA damage tolerance; double-strand break repair via homologous recombination.
AUGGACACUGAUGGCUACAAUGACGCGAAUCGCGCCUUUCUACAGGCCUUCAUGGGCCGCUCCUCCAUGACCCUCGAAGACGCCCAACCAAUCCUCGCAGCCAUCCUCUCCACCCAUGAGCGCCGAACCGUCGACCCCGAAGACAUAACCCAAGAACACUUCACAUCCUACAUCUCCGCCGCCAACACCGCCAUAUCUCCCUUCGACCUCGAAAUAAGAAGCACCCUCCGUCAAACCCAACCAGAUCCCUCCACCACCAAUGGCAAUACUACAGAAACUACCCCAGACCGAGUCUACGCCCUAGUAAACACAACCAGCGACCCAAUAACCCAACUAUCAACAACCUACACAGCCGACGAAAUCGCCUUCGUAAAACGCAUCCUAGACUUCAUGUUCGACACAAACAACACACGCCUUUGCGAAGGAAUGGCCAUAUCCUCGAUCCAAGCAAUCCAACAAGCGAAAGUCUCCGCCCUGGACAGACGCCACUCGGAGAACCCAGCAACACAAGCAACCCAAGGCGGCGCAGCGCAAAGUCUCAGCAUGACGCAAGCAGAAAGCAUGAUGCGCAAUCUCGUGGACGAGGGUUGGCUAGAGAAGAGCCAGGCAGGAAUUUUCAGUCUAACGCCGCGCGCGCUGAUGGAGCUGAGAAGCUGGUUGAUUUCGACGUAUAAUGAUGAUGAUGGGAACUCGCGGCGCGCGGGGAGGAUUAAGUUUUGCGCCGCUUGUAAGGAUAUUGUUACGGUGGGUCAACGGUGUGGCGAACGGGAUUGUAAGGGCAGACUGCAUGAUCACUGUGUUCGCAAUUUCUUUCGCGUGCAGCAGGCAGAGAAAUGCCCUGUUUGCAAGCAGGAUUGGCCGGGCGAUAAAUUUGUUGGGGAGAGGGCUAUUGCGGCGUCGAAUCGGCGGCAGAGUCGAAAUGUGAAUUCGCAUUCGAAUGCGAGUGCGAGUGCGGAUGUGUCGCGGGAGAGUGCGUCGCAGUCGAGUCCUGUACUCGGAGGCGUGGAUGGGGCUGAUGAUGACGAUAAUGAUGAGGAAGAAGAGGAGGAUGGAUCGGACGAGGAGUGA